AUGCCCCGCCCCAUCCUCCCCCCAACACCCCAAUCAUCGCUCGACCUGCCGCCAAAGCUCCCGCCUAGCCUCUCGUCCCUCGAGCUCGCAUUCACGCUGCCCCCGCCCGCUCUAGGCUCAAAAGAUGUCUCUUCCACCACUACCUCUACCACCGCCGCCUCAGCCUCCUCCGCCGCCGCCGUAGCUACGACACCGCCGACAUCCUCGCCGCCACCAAAGAAGCGUCGGAGAGCAACGCUGGACGGGCAGAAGAAGAAGACGCAGCAGCAGCAGCAGCAACAGGUGGACACAAUCACGCUACCGCCGCCGCCGACACGGAAUAGGAAGAUUAUACAGAUGAAGCCUGCCGCGGCUGCGUCCAGCGGCGGUGGUAGCGGCGGUGGUGGGGAUUCGAAGUCGGCGUCAUCGUCGGCGGGGGCGAAGGGUGGGAGGAAGGGUGCUGCGAAGGAUAGUGGGAAGGGAGGUGCAGGAGCAGGGGGAGGGGGAGGAGAGGAGGGGGGGAAGGAGGGGGGGAAGGAGGGGGGGAAGGCGACGACGGCGGUGGGCAGGAAGAUUGCGAGGAAGACGGCGCAUAGUCUGAUUGAGCGCCGGCGGAGGUUUAAGAUGAAUGAGGAGUUUGGAGUGCUGAAGGGAAUGAUUCCGGCGUGUAAUGGGGUGGAGAUGCAUAAGCUUGCGAUUCUUCAGGCAAGCAUCGAGUACCUCAAAUACCUCGAGCAAUGCGUCGCCGACCUCAAAGCAUCCAACAGCGCGGCAACGCACAAGAACAAAGUGCCCACACUGCCGCCCGGCGGCUACAGCGAUGACAACGACGACGAGGACGACGACGAGGAUGCUGAUGACGCAGAGGACGGCGCGAACGAGGUGAAUGAUGAGGAUAUGGCGGACAUGGAGGAGGUGCCUGUAGCUGGGACGUCAUGCAAUACGGAAGUGCAGCCAACCAGCACCGCUACUGCUGCUACUGCUACAUCUACGGCUGCAAGCUACUACCCAGCAUCGGAACACGCAUCGCCGUAUCUGGGCUGCACAAACGCGCACGAGUACUCGCCCAGGUCGACAUCGCAGUUCUCGCUCUCCAACUCGACACCCACACCCACCAGCUACACACCCUCACACUCACAGUCACAGCCACAGCCACAGCAGCUCCCCCAGCCACACAUCAUGUCUGCGCACCCCUCGCCCACGCUCUACCCCCGCUCCUCCGUCACCGGCGGUGGCCGCGCAUCGAUAGCGCCCUCGCCAAACCUGUUCCCGCAACCCUCGCCGGGCCUGUAUCCGCUGUCUGCGUCAGCCGCCACAUCGCCGAACUUGUUCCCGCAGCUGGCGUCGCCGGGGCUGUUUCCGAAGGGAUAUUCGCUCGCUGAUCAGGUGGAUACUGAGGCGACACAUGCGCUGCUGCUGCUGGCGGAUGGGAGUAGACGGGAUAGUGAGAUUGCGGGUGUGGGUGCGGGGAGUAGUAGUAGGCAGGGUAGUGGUGGUGGUGGUGGUGGUGGUGGUGGUGGUGGUGUAAUACCAGAGAAGAAGGGGCGGGGGAUGAGUGUGAUGGAUCUGCUCAGUUCGUGA
Molecule: messenger RNA, 1560 nt
Organism: Morchella importuna
Lineage: Eukaryota; Fungi; Ascomycota; Pezizomycetes; Pezizales; Morchellaceae
Exons: 2
Coding region: 1-1560 (519 amino acids)
Molecular function (GO): protein dimerization activity
Source: RefSeq, a predicted model, not a curated record